Rhea pennata is the source of this 5804-nucleotide messenger RNA. RefSeq names its product dehydrogenase/reductase 3 (gene DHRS3). The transcript is spliced from 6 exons. Gene Ontology annotation, biological process: regulation of retinoic acid receptor signaling pathway; retinoid metabolic process. Lineage: Eukaryota; Metazoa; Chordata; Aves; Rheiformes; Rheidae. The record is from RefSeq and is a predicted model, not a curated record. Gene Ontology annotation, cellular component: lipid droplet. Gene Ontology annotation, molecular function: all-trans-retinol dehydrogenase (NAD+) activity. The coding region runs from base 752 to 1660 and encodes 302 amino acids.
AUAGGGAGAAAUGAGUAAGAGCUGGAGCUGAAACAGUGCGCGGCGUAAUUCCUGCUCUGUGAUCACGGAUACUCCAGGGGAAAAACCGGGAGAGGGGGCAGGCGGAGGCAGUUAGCAGCUCAACCUUUGCGACCGACUCAGGACAGAACGUCUAUAGAUAUUUAUAGAAAUUAAAGCAAAAACAACAACCUUACCCUGAAUAGACCCUUUCUUAAAAAGAAAGUCCUGGCAAUUCGGUCUUAUUUAAGCAAUUUCCUGAGUCUAAGAAUAGAAAUGAGCUGCCUGGAAGGCACUGCAGGCUGAAAUUUGGAGUCAUGGGCUGCUUUAUUUUCUUUUUCCAAGUAUAAAACCCUGCAAUGUGGAUACCGGAUUUUAUGUCGGUCUUUGAAACGGAGGGAUGUAUGGUUACUUUUGAUUUUACUUUUUCUCUCUCUCUAAUUUAAAAAACUGUCUUCCAGUUAAAAAGGAAACCGUUUUACCUGCAUGUGGCAAUCCCAAAGGACACCGAUCAAGAAACAGGGGAGCAACUUGGCUUUCUGCACUAUUUUACUCCUGCCCCGCUUUUUUUAGUGGGGAGGGAGAAGGAUUUUUCCAAUCCACGAACCUCUUGCCCCCAAGUUUUGGAAGGGGGCUGAAGACUUGGCACCCAUCUGGGGGUGCAUGAAGGGUAUCGGUUUUCUUUCCCUGUCCGUCCGGCUGUGCGAAGGGUUGGACGAGCGGUCCGCCUUCCUGCCUUGCCUGGAACGAGAGGAUGAGUUGGAGAUGGCUGGGCGCUCUGCUGCUCUUCCCCGUGCAGAUGGUCUACCUGGUGGUGAAAGCUGCCGUGUGCCUGGUGCUGCCGCCCAGGCUGCGGGACCUGUCCGCCGACAGCGUGCUCAUCACCGGCGGGGGCAGAGGCAUCGGCCGCCACCUGGCCAGGGAGUUUGCGAAGCGCGGAGCCAGGAAGAUCAUCCUGUGGGGUCGAACUGAGAAAUGCCUGAAGGAGACCACAGAGGAAAUCAAGAUGAUGGGGACCGAGUGCCAUUAUUUCAUUUGUGAUGUAGGAAAUCGAGAGGAGGUCUAUCAGCAAGCCAAAGCUGUGCGGGAAAAGGUGGGUGAUAUCACUAUCCUAGUGAACAAUGCUGCUGUGGUCCAUGGUAAGAGCCUGAUGGACAGCGAUGAUGAUGCACUGCUCAAAUCACAACAUAUAAACACCCUGGGACAGUUCUGGACCACCAAAGCAUUCCUGCCAAGGAUGCUGGAGUUGCAGAAUGGACACAUUGUUUGCUUGAACUCUGUCCUGGCCUUGUCAGCCAUCCCUGGUGCCAUUGACUAUUGCACCUCCAAAGCCUCUUCCCUUGCCUUUAUGGAGAGCCUGACCUUGGGGUUGCUAGACUGUCCUGGAGUGAAUGCCACAACAGUCCUGCCCUUCCACACAAGCACAGAGAUGUUUCAGGGCAUGAGAAUCAGGUUCCCUAAUCUUUUUCCUCCUCUCAAGCCAGAGACUGUGGCUAGGAGGACAGUGGAAGCUGUUCAGAUGAACCAAGCCUUUCUCCUCCUUCCAUGGACAAUGCGUGUUCUUGUCAUCCUAAAAAGCAUUCUCCCUCAGUCAGCACUUGAAGAAAUCCACAAGUUUUCUGGAAGCUACACCUGCAUGAACACUUUCAAAGGACGAACAUAGACUUGAUGGUGCAAAGACUAUUCCUCUGUGAAACCAACCUAAGCAUGAGAAUCCUGUCAAGACUGUGAAUCAACCGUCUUGGCUUUUAGCCUGUUCAUGUGACUUGUGCUGCUCUAAGGCAACACAUUUCUUGCAGGUCAUAACCAUAGUAACAUGACCUUUGCACAGGACUGAAUGACCAGACUAUGGACCCUUGGAAAGAAAAACAAAAAGUGUGAAAUGUUUAUAUGAUGUUUAAUUCUUUAGAGUCCAUUGUUAAAGCUACUCACAGUUUUAAGAUGUAAUUUUUGUUUAUAAAAUAUGUAUAGGCUGUUUCAGCUGAGAGCAGCAUAUCACAUCCUGAAUUUUAUCCAUCUCUCCAGAGGAACUGCGAUUACAAACUGAUUCUGAUUUCAUUCUUGCUUUUCGAAUGGGAAAAAUUACUUUGAAGAAUGACAAAUUAUGGACAUUUGGUGGAAGCUUCCUUCACUGACUGAUCGUGCUUUACAUAUGCUGAUGAAGCUGUUCCCAACUCAUGUCAUAGGGAAGGAACAAACUGCUGUUUUCUUUAAUAAAGGCCACCAGGCCUUCUGCGUGGAAGAACGGUGCCAGGUCCCAGAGAGCUGACUGUACCUGUGAAGGCCGGAUGGGCAUGCUCAGUCAGAAGAGCCUGCAGUUUGAAUCGUGGAAGAUUCCUUCUCGUACUGAACUCAUAUAUGAAAUUUAAUUGUCUUUCUGAAUAUUUUUGUUCAUUUAUGAUGAAAUAUAUAUAUAUAUUUAUAUAUAUAUAUUUUAGCAUUACUCUCUAGAUUGCCACGCAUGUAGGCAUCAGAUUGGAGAUGAACUAAAUCUAGAGCCUGCUUUCACAAACACACAUUCACUGACAUAAUUCACACAGAAGAAAAUCCAUUGCAUCAAUCCGCACAGUGAAAUAAGUGGGAUAAUGCUCUAAAAAUAGAAGAGACAGCACUCUAGUGCUCAUGAAAUGUGAAGUUUGCAAGCACAGUUAGCAAAGACCUGAUUAAAUGCACGUUGAAUACAACUGGGAAUAUACCCGUUGUUUUUUAGGGGUAUCAAAUCAGGCACUGAUCAGCCAAAAGUGAUAAAUACUACUUGGACUGAAAUGCCAGAAGCAGCUAGACAUUAUUUAUUUUUGUAAUGAUAUACUCUCUUUGACAGCCUAGCAGGAGUAACACUGCAUUCCUGUGCCAGAUGCAGUGUGCAGCACAAGGCAGAGCAAUGUAAUUGAAACAUUAUUGGAACACUACUAAAAGAGGAAUUAAUAUAAUUGCAAUACAGGCAAGUAGCAAGUGUGGUGGGAGAACACCCCAAUGAAGUGCCUCAAGGAAAGCCAUGUGGUUAAAGUAAAGGAGUGAAGUUAGAUUUCCUGACUUGAAUUUCGAGCUUUUCCAUAGAUGUUCUGUGUGACCUUGGACAAGUCGCCUAAUCUCAGUGCACCCUGACAUGCAAAGCAGAUACUUCUAGUGUUUCCCUACCUCAAAAGUUGUAAGUCUAACUACCUUAAUGUUUGUCAAGUGGCCAGCAAAUUCAAAUGGAAUAUGACAUAGAAGGUAAAAGCUGUAUUUGUUUAUAAACCAAAAGGUUUUAUGCAAAAAUAUAGAAGAGAAAAAAAAAUCCAUAUUCUAAAACAUAUCUUUUCCUAGAAGAGAUCUGAGUUCUAGGAGAAAAGCUGUGAGCUACAUUUGAGAUUCUUCUUUGGUUCUGCCCUGUAGAAUGGGGACCAACUACUUAGAUGCAAUGAUGUGCAUGUUAAAAUCUGAAGGGUCUGAUCCUUGCUGCAAGUCAGUCUUUUGGGGCAGUUCACGAAACGGAUAAUGCAAAGGGUGCCAUUGAUGCAAGCCCCUCUGCCUGCAUGGGUAUUUUGAGGAGCUCUCCUACCUGGACCAGUGCUUUCCCUCUGAGUGCAGAACAUGCAAGCUUCAGUACUGUGCCAGCUUUGAAAAAGUUUCUUACAAUGGAGUUUUGUUUUGAAUUCCUAGAUGUCUUGAGACUCUCUGAAGAGGAUGAAAAGAAACUUUGAUCUCUGAUUUUGAUGCCCAGCCUAAUAGAUGCUUUCAGCUUUAUUAUUUGAGAAGAAAGCUAGUUCACUGAAAACAAAACUACAGUGAGGGGAGAACCCUUCCAGGAUCUGCCAGGAAUACUAAAGGUACCAUAAAUAUCAAGAGCCACUUGGGAGGGGAAGGGAUGAUUAUACCUACCUCCCCUUAAGCACUCUAAGCCUUUCUGUUUUCUCAUUAACCACAGUCAGGCAUGCCAGGCUUGUAGAUCCAAGAGCAAACAGAAUUGGUGAAAGAUGGCACCCCACAGUGUCCCUCUUAAAUCAAACCUUUAUGUUGCUAUUCCAUUCAUUAAUGACAUCCUAAGGCAAUGCAGAGGUAAAAAAACAAUGCACACAAUGAAACAAACUCCCCGCUAAUCCCCAUAUGCUGCCCUCUCAUGAAACUGCUGUUUUCCUGAACUGCAUAAAAGAUGCUCCCUGUCUGCAGAGGUUGUCUUACAUACUAAGUGCUGUUGAUUUCUUUCUAAUUAAUACAGACUGAGCCAGAACUUAGCUGAGACUCCGUGGUCUGUCUCACCCCCCUCGUACACACACACUUCCCUUUCCCUCAGGGUCUCUGAGCGGACAGCAGGUCAAAUAGCAGUCACAGUGGGGGAGAGGUAUGCAGCAAACAGAAAAUAAUGAGGAAAACAUUGGCUUGGCUUUUUAGAUAGUAAGGAAGAGUUGGGUAAGAGAAUUUCUUCUCUUGUGAGCGUUGUGAGAUAGAAUGCUCUACACCCAAGUGAACUGCUUGCAAGUUUCGCUGGAUACAUCUGAAGGCUUUUUUUGAUAGAUGCCCGCUGAGGUCUACUGUCCCCUCUCGCAUACGAUUGAUACUGGGUAAUCUUGAACUGCUGCAAAUGCAGACAAGCUUUGUCUACAUUGAAAGCCUAAGGCUUUUUCAAAGGAAUUUCCGCCGCCCUUUGACUUAUUUUAAUUUUGGCUUUCCCUGCUCUCUCCACUGCCUCCUGCUUUCCACUGCACUAAACUGUUUUUCUUUUCCCCCCUUCUGUAUUCCUAUGUCAUUACUGCACUUUUCAGUGCCACCAUCUUGAAGCCAGAUGUCAUACAAGGGAUCUGGAAUAAAUCUAAAUCAGGGGUAUAUAUUUAUUAUCCUGCUGGAGGAAUCUAGGAGAAGCUGCAGGAGGAAGUCCCCACAGCAGCUUCUUAAGAAAUUGGCUAAGCUCUUCAGGUUUUAUUUGUUCUAAUCUGUGGAGUAGAAGACGACCCCUUAUUAGAAUUUUUAUAUGGGAGAUUUCUGCUGCCUAUCUUUAAACUGGAAUGGUAGAAAAAUUUUAGCUAUUAUGGGGCAUAUGUUGUCCUGAUAUAAGGAGAGAGAGUCUAUAUUUAAAUAGAAGGAUUUUUCAGUUCCAGAUAUUUCAGAGGCUGGUGUUUCAUAGCAAUUCACUUUCAGAAUUAAUAAGGCAGGAUGGGAAGAGAAAGGGAAGAGUAGAAGGCUUCCUUUGUAAGUAAAUCUGAUUUCUCGUCUUCGAUAUUUGAUUUUGUGUUUUUGAUUUAAAAAAUCAUGUUCCUUGGGUGCACCCUGGUGAACUUCAAAGAGAGACUUUCAGCUGUAUCUCUGCUGAUGGUGUAUUUUUUGCAGGAUGAAGAAAAGGCGUGAGCCCUGAAACAGGGAAAUAAGCCCUCCCCAUCUGUUGUUCUGUUAAGGUUAAAAAGUGGCAGAGUUCAUCCCUGUAGUUCUAGAAUCACAGAAAGUGCCUGGGCAAGUGAUUCCAGUGUUUGCAAAGAGAAACUUGUUGUACUUUAUGUAAUGUGCUAAUUAGUGUGGGUGGAUAUGAUCAGAUCUAGUCUUGCAAGCCUUUCAGACAACUCCCAGAACACUCCCACCUUCAGAUAUUAACAGAUUGCAUUACACUUGCCAAAUUUCAUAAAAGCACACUAACAAACCUAACGCAGACACGGCAUAAGCGGGUGCAUUUAUUUCUAAGAGAACACAUCUGCUUGUACCAGACAUGAAUUUGUCCUAGCUGUUUUCCUCUAGCUGAAAUUCAACUGUUGAAAAAAGAAUACACAGUGACCUUGGAUCAUCUAUUUUGUUUUUAUUUCUUCACGUACCUUUAAUAAACUAAAUCAGGGUGACAGCCA